Messenger RNA from Cannabis sativa, 444 nucleotides. RefSeq lists its product as uncharacterized. The transcript has 2 exons. NCBI's taxonomy places the organism in Eukaryota, Viridiplantae, Streptophyta, Magnoliopsida, Rosales, Cannabaceae. The record is from RefSeq and is a predicted model, not a curated record. The coding region runs from base 1 to 444 and encodes 147 amino acids.
AUGCCUGCUCUAGAAGUGCAGGUAGCUCCUGCCCUUACUGUGCAGGCAGGACUAGUUACUGCAGAGAACCGAAUGGAACCACUGUUAACACCCAAGUUCAGAGCUGCUGUUUUAGCAACAGCAAAAAUCUCAGAAUCCACUUCUUAUGCUCCAGCCUGCAGACAGAAAGUAUGGACCACAAAAAUGGAUGUCGAAAUAGAUGCAUUGGAAAAAAACCACACAUUGAUAAUAGUUACUUUACCAGAUGGACAGUAUGCCAUAGACAACAAAUGGAUAUACAAAAUCAAGUAUAAUCCAGAUGCCUCAGUCGAAAGAUGUAAAGCCAGAUUGGUGGCCAAGGGCUACACACAAAAACCAUGUAUUGACUAUUUUGAUACCUAUGCCCCCAUGGCAAAAUUUAAUACACUCAAACUUCUUUUUGCCCUUUCUGCCAUAAACAAUUGA